Messenger RNA from Plasmodium relictum, 564 nucleotides. RefSeq names its product conserved Plasmodium protein, unknown function. Lineage: Eukaryota; Apicomplexa; Aconoidasida; Haemosporida; Plasmodiidae. The record is from RefSeq and is a predicted model, not a curated record. Bases 1 to 564 code for a protein of 187 amino acids. The transcript is spliced from 3 exons.
AUGGAAAGAAAAAAAUUUGAAGGAAGAAAAAAAGAUGGAAAAGCUAGAGCACGCAAAACAGGAUUUUCAAAAUUUUCUUAUCAACCAAAUAGAGGCAAAUUAUUUAAAUAUUCACCAUAUAAUAAAAAAAUAGAUGUUAGGAAACAUAUUUUUAAACAAUAUGGACGUAGUAAUUUAUCUAUGAUGAAUAGAAAAUAUUUUAAUAGAGGAAAUGCUUUUUUUUCAAGAAAUAAAAGAAAAUUAGGGAAUAAAUUUGAAGAUAGAAUAUAUGGAAAUUCUAAUGAGCAUGACUUUUAUCUAAGAAAAUCAAAAAAUAAUAAUUUUAGAAGAAGAAGAAACUCAUUUAGAAGUAAUAAAAGAAGAAAUUUUUUUUAUAAGAGAAACCAAAAUCUACACGAUAAAAUAGGAAAAUUAACUUCAAAGGAUUUGGAUGAUGAAUUGGACAAAUAUAUGGGAUCCAGUAAUGUAAAAACCAGAUUAGAUAAUGAUUUAGAUUCAUACUUCAAAAAUAAUGCAUUAACACAAGUAGAUGCUAACAAAGGAUUUAAUAAAGUACCUGAGUAA